Molecule: messenger RNA, 4175 nt
Organism: Pseudophryne corroboree (corroboree frog)
Lineage: Eukaryota; Metazoa; Chordata; Amphibia; Anura; Myobatrachidae
Product: zinc finger protein 436-like
Exons: 9
Coding region: 282-2594 (770 amino acids)
Biological process (GO): regulation of transcription by RNA polymerase II
Cellular component (GO): nucleus
Molecular function (GO): DNA-binding transcription factor activity, RNA polymerase II-specific; RNA polymerase II cis-regulatory region sequence-specific DNA binding
Source: RefSeq, a predicted model, not a curated record
ACCGCCCACUGCCUGACGUGCCCUAGGUCCUUCCGGCGAAGGCAUCCUAGACGCUACCAUGCGGCAGUCAUACAAUGGGGGCGGGACAAGAGGGAAUUGCGUCACCAGUCCCCGCCCCCAGCAGCGUGAAGCAGAGGCCCCGCCCCUGUAUGGUAAUGAGGACUCAGUGACCGCACUCCCCGUAUAUACAGCCGCCGCGCUGCAUGCCGGGAGUUGGAGUUCCCGUCUUGCAGACCAUUUAGCUGUGAGGAACCGGAGACCCUUUACUAGAAGUCACGUAAAUGAUGUCACGGAGGAUGGACAAGGACAGGAGUCAUGUGACUGAAAGGAUAUUAAACCUCACUGUGGAGAUCAUCCAGCUGCUGACAGGAAAGGAUCACACAGUAGUGAGGAAGACAUCUGGGAAGUGUGGGACACCCAGUAGCCAUCCUUGUGUGUCAGGAGGACUGAGCAGGACCCAGAGCCCCAUCACGGUGCCUCCACCUCGCUCACUGACACAUGAGAGGCACAGUGACCAGAAGAUACUAGAACUCACCAACAAGAUCAUUCAGCUGCUGACUGGAGAGGUUCCUAUAAGGUGUGAGGACGUCACUGUCUAUCUCUCCAUGGAGGAGUGGGAGUAUAUAGAGGAACACAGUGGUCUGUACAAGGACGUGAUGAUGGAGAAUCACCAGGCAUUGAAGAUGGAUAUGACUGAGAGGAUAAUAAAUCUCUUCCUGGACAUCAUCUGUGUGCUGACUGGAAAGGAUCACACAGUAGUGAAGGGAACAUCUGGAGAGUGUGAGACACCCAGCAGCCAUCACCGUGUGUCAGGACUGGGGAGGACCCAGAGCCCCAUCACGGUGCCUCUAGCUCACUCACUGAUACAUGAGAGGCACAAUCACCAGAAGAUCCUGGAUCUCACCAACAAGAUCAUUCAGCUGCUGACUGGAGAGGUUCCUAUAAGGUGUGAGGAUGUCACUGUCUAUUUCUCCAUGGAGGAGUGGGAGUAUAUAGAGGAACACAGGGGUCUGUACAAGGACGUGACAAUGGAGAAUCACCGGCCCCUCACAUCACUGGAUGGGUCCAGUAACAGGAAUACCCCAGAGAGAUGUCCCCGUCCUCUUUAUUCCCAGGACCAUACAGAGGAGAAUCACAGUGUCCCACAGGAGAGACGGGGUGAAGAUCUUAUUGAUGUUAAAGUAGAAGAUAUAAAAGUAGAAGAGCAGACACAUGUGAUGGGUGAUCAGCAGUGUAAGGAGGAGGAAAUCCCUACAGAUAUCAGCACAGACCCAUCUAAAGAUCCAUCUACUGAUAUAAAGGAGGAAUCAGUCUCAUGUGAUGGAGACCUCACACAUACUGACAUGUAUACAGCCGCAGAUCAUACACAGAAAAUAUCUACUCGUAUAAAAAGCAACUGCAUUACAAAUACGUCUUGCUCUGGAUGUGAAAAAUGUUUUACUCUUAAUUCAGACCUUGUUAUACAUCAGAUGAGUCACACAGGAGAGCCACCAUAUUCCUGCUCAGAAUGUGGGAAAGGGUUUAGAAGUAAUUCAGAACUUCUUGUACAUCAGAUGAUUCAUACAGAUGAAAAACUGUUUUCUUGCUCAGAAUGUGGGAAAUGUUUUAAAGUAAAUUCACAUCUUGUUAAACAUCAGAUGAUUCAUACAGGAGCAUAUCCAUAUUCCUGCUCUGAAUGUAAGAAAUGUUUUAGAUAUAAAUCAGAACUUGUUAUACAUCAGAGAAGUCACACAGGUGAGAGACCUUAUUCUUGCUUGGAAUGCGAGAAAUGUUUUCCAAUUAAAUCACUACUUGUUAGACAUCAGAGAAGUCACACAGGUGAGAGACUAUAUUCUUGCUCGGAAUGUGAGACAGUGUGUAUAAGUAGUUCAGAACUUGUUAGACAUCAGAGAAUGCAUACUGGAGAGAAACCAUUUUCCUGCUCUGAUUGUGUGAAAUCUUUUACACUUAAAUCAGCUCUUGUUAAACAUCAGAAAAGUCACACGGGGCAGAGACCAUAUUCCUGCUCUGAGUGUGGGAAAUGUUUUACACAACAUCCACAUCUUGUUAGACAUCAGAGUCUUCACACCGGAGAGAGACCGUAUUCUUGCUCGGAAUGUGGGAAAUGCUUUAUACGGAAUUCUCAACUUGUUGUACAUCAGAGACGUCACACCGGAGAGAGACCAUAUUCUUGCUCAGAAUGUGGGGAAGGGUAUAGAAGUUUUCCAGAGCUUGUUAGGCAUCAGAGAUUUCAUACAGGUGAGAUACCAUUUUCUUGCUCGGAAUGUGGGAAAGGGUUUGAAGUAAAUGCACUACUUGUUAGACAUCAGAUGAUUCACACAGGAGCAUACCCAUAUUCCUGCUCUGAAUGUGAGAGAGGUUUUUCAAUUAAAUCAGAACUUGUUAGACAUCAGAGAAGUCACACAGGAGAGAGACCGUAUUCUUGCUCGGAAUGUGGGAAAGGGUUUAAAAGUAAUGCAGAACUUGUUAUACAUCAGAGACGUCACACCGGAGAGAGACCGUAUUCUUGCUCUGAAUGCGGGAAAUGCUUUACAUGCAAUUCAGAACUUACUAAACAUCAGAAAAGUCACACAAGAGUGAAAACCAUGAUAUAGGUCUGAGUGUAAGGAGAGGGAGUUAUAGUAAGACAGAACUUUUACACGAGUGCGGUCACCCAGGAGAAUACUCAUAUUUCAUUCUCUGUGUAAGAAAUGUUUUACAUGUUUAUGUUCUGCACGGCAGAAUGUGUGAUUAUUACUAAUAAUAAUAACAAGUAUUAAUAUACUCUGCACUGAGCCUGAGUGCGGUUAUCUUGAAGCUUACGCCUAGAUUUCCCAGCAUGAAAUUCACACCCCGCUAUAUGGUACCAGCUCCUUUACUGGUUCCCUACGUUUUCUGUGUAUCUCUUCUACAUCCUCAUUUGUCAUUAAUUGGUUUUCUUCCAGUCCUCAUCCUCCACCCGCUAUCAAGAUUCAGCACCAAAAGGGAGUCCCGCAAUUCCACGGAAGGAGCACACGUUGGGCUUUAGGCUUCUGUCCCAGUUAGAACCAUUCCUAGCUGACAGUAUAGGAUCUCAACUUCCUAGCAUGUGAGUGACAGCAUUGCAGUCAUUCAUCUUCUCCCAAUUUUAUGAUCCUUUCCAUAGAAUAUAUCUGUAGUCCAUGUCAGCAUUCCCAUUAACAGGUUAGCUGCCACUGGUCUUCUUCCCCUCACUCUUUUAUCCUCUCUCAUUGGACAUAUAAUUAAUUAGACUUAUCUUCUUCCAUCUCUGCUCCAAAUUUUCCCACUUGCUCUCCUCUCUUUGAUAGUUUACCUCAUUUGCUUCAACCCAUCCCUUUCUCCAGUUCCCCCCUCAUGCAAAGCACCCAUAAUUCACCUAACCUGCCAUGUUUUCUUCCUUUUUUAUUAUUUUAUGUCCCUACUCUAUCUUCUUCCAAAAACGCACUUUCUCGUAUGUCCUAGUCACCGCUGCUCUGGCCAAAUCUUUGGCCACUGACACUCUUCACACCACACCUGGCACGCUAUGCUGUCCCGUUACCUGCACAGUGCUUCUGCAUUGGCGGGUUGCUGCUGCAGGAAAUACUGCUUUUACUGCCGGCUUCAUGUACUGUACAUUUACUCUUCUGUCAUACAUCUAUGCUCUCAGUACAUUAAGGGGGUCAUUCCGAGUUGAUCGUAGCUGUGCGGGGGGAUGCCCAGCACAAAGCGUCAAUCAAUUGCAAGGCAUGGUUUUGUAUUGUAAAUAACUGGCGCUUUGACCGUUUGUCCUAACAGUACUUGUGUCCUGACAGCCUAUGGUCCUUGACGUCUACUCCCCCCUUUCCUCAGCUCACAUUUUACAUUGCCAUCCCCAGUCACCUCUCCAGCUUAAUGGUGGUCGUUCUAUAAAAAGUUAAGUUUUUUUUUUUCUAAAGCGUCCGUCAAUUAUAAGGCGUGGUUAUGGGGGUCAUUCCGAGUUAUCGUAGCUGUGUAAAUUUAGCACAGCUAUGAUCAUGUUCCCAGACAUGCGGGUGGACGCCCAGCACAGGGCUAAUCCGCCCCGCACUUCAGUCCGCUCACAGCACAAGUACAGAAGCAUCGCACAGCGGCCAUGUUUAUGUACUUGUGGAGUAACUCCCGGCCAGCGCAGCUCCUGCGGCUGGCCGGGAGUUGAUCGUCGCAGCGGCUGUGUGUGAUGUCGCACGCCCCCCCCCCCC